Molecule: messenger RNA, 297 nt
Organism: Acanthaster planci (crown-of-thorns starfish)
Lineage: Eukaryota; Metazoa; Echinodermata; Asteroidea; Valvatida; Acanthasteridae
Source: the annotation of a RefSeq genome assembly
AUUACACCUAUCUUUAUUAGCACCAUAUCCAUAUACUACCUAGGAUUACUAGGUAUAUUAAUUAAUCGGCUACACUUCUUGUCUAUCCUCCUCUGCCUUGAACUUCUCCUAAUAUCGCUGUUCCUAAGAAUGACAAUAUGGGCACUAAAAACCGGAACCAACCUCUUCGUAGCGAAAAACCUUAUCCUUCUUACUCUUUCUGCCUGCGAAGCAAGGGCCGGCCUUUCCCUUAUGGUAGCACUUUCACGAACUCACAAAUCAGACUUAGUCAUAGCACUGAAUAUCUUACAACAAUAA